AUGCACUUAAACGAUGGCUGCGAGGGCUCCACACAAUGCGGCUACAAAAAUCUGAUCGCGCCUCUUUCUCUCCCUCAAUCUUCCACUUUCGUCCUCACGCUUUCUCCUUUCCUGCCCACUGCGGCACCUCAAAAGCAACCCCCCGAGCACAUUCCGAGAAAGGCGCUGUUUGGUCCGCUUGAAAAAGCAGCCAUGGGCGCGGUUCAUCUCUACCUCAUUCGCCACGGCGAAUCCGUCGAUAAUUCUGGGUCGCAGCUUUCUUUUUCGUCUCUUAGCGAAAAGUCAAACUUGUCACCCAUUCUAAUUAGCAGCGCGCUCUUUGUGGGCGUGGCGCGUGUUUGCAGUGCUGGGUCUCGCGACGCACCUUUGACGAACCAUGGCGUCUUGCAAGCCAAGCGCCUGGGUGAACAUCUCGCGACGCGAACCGCUGCGGCCUCGGCCCCCAUCACGCAUGUCUUUUCGUCGAAUCUUCAAAGAGCCCACCGCACUGCGAUGCUAGCAGCCCACACUGGCGAUGCCGAUGCCCAGGCAUCGUCUAGUACCGACGCUGGGUCCAUACCCUCAACGGUUGGAGUGGCCCCGCUGCAGUUAGCAGAGCUCCGGGAGAAACAUUUUGGAACAGGCGAGGGUCAGAGGUUCGGCGCCCGGUCGUCUGGAAAGAGACAUGAAGGCGCCGAAGACCACGACUCGAUGCGCGUGCGUGCGGAGCGGUUCGUUGACGAGUACCUCGCUCCUCUCUUCGCUUGCGUCGAAGGAGAGCGAGAUGAAGAGCAAGAGGGUGCCAGCAACGGUACGGAGAGCAUCAUCAUUGUUGCCCAUGGCAUCAUCCUGGGCGUGCUGGCGAGGGUUCUCCUUGCCGCUGGCAACUUUGGAUCUUUGGCAACCGGCACGUCGGACCAGCAACAGCGUUUCUCGUGGUGCAACACCGGUUAUCUCUUGAUUCACAUCAAGUCGAUGCCGGCAGUCGAUGCGAAAGAGUCUGCUGGUCUGCGAAGCGGUACGCAGGAACCCAGAUGGCCCCAUCUGAAGCUUGAAAUUGUGGAAGUCAACUGCACUGAACACCUUCGCGGUUUGAAAAAGACGCGCGGAGGGAUUGGCAGCGCAAAAUUUGACGAGAAGCAGAAGACGCUCAGCGCGUUCUUCAAACCGACUGCAUCCAAACGGAAGCACGAGGACAGCUGA
This is a messenger RNA of Colletotrichum lupini, 1182 nucleotides long. Its product is annotated as phosphoglycerate mutase. The record is from RefSeq and is a predicted model, not a curated record. Gene Ontology annotation, cellular component: cytosol. Gene Ontology annotation, molecular function: fructose-2,6-bisphosphate 2-phosphatase activity. The coding region runs from base 1 to 1182 and encodes 393 amino acids. Gene Ontology annotation, biological process: negative regulation of programmed cell death; positive regulation of DNA repair; regulation of pentose-phosphate shunt. NCBI's taxonomy places the organism in Eukaryota, Fungi, Ascomycota, Sordariomycetes, Glomerellales, Glomerellaceae. The transcript is spliced from 2 exons.